ACAGGUAUGUUGACAGUUCCCAUUGCCGAGGUGACGUGGCCCAUGAUAUUGGUCCUGGUGUCGUUGCUGUCCGCCGCCAUCGGCGCCCUCUUCAUGGUCGUCUUCCUACACCUAAAACUACGACUUUCCGGACGCACAGCACCAUCUCGGCCAGAAUGUUUGGUGUCGUUCGAUCCGCCCACGGACCGGGUGCAUCACCAUCACCACCAUCAGCAGUUGCACCACCACCAGCGACAGAUCGCCCAGAUAGCGGCGGGGGACCACCACCACUUGAACCACUUGAACCACAUGAACCAUCUGAACAACCUGAACAACCGUCGCGCCGGCCCGAUCGUCCGGCGAUCCGGUGGCCCGGACGGCACGUCGUCCAUCAAGCACACCGGACCCGGACGGCCGUCGGGUGGCGGUGGAGUUCGUAACGGCGUCGGCGGUGGUGGUGGUGGGGGCGGGGGAGUCGUUGGGAGCCUCAUCGGGGGCAGGAUCGGCGGGGGUGACGACGGUGGUGUCGGCGGCGGCGGCGUUGGGCAUCAGCUGUCCGUGAACCCGGGCGAUUGGUUCCGGUGGUUCCGGCGGAAACGAGGCGCCGUGCUGCCGCCGGACGCCGUGCCGUCCAAUCAGAACGCCGUCCGCGCCAACCAUUACACGGUCGAAGAAGCGGCCGCCGCCAUACCAGUGGUGGUGUACGCGUCCGUUAUCGGUGGAGGUCAGGAUGACGGUCCACACAACAUGUCACCGCCACCGCUGUCCCUGUCGUCGGCCGCCGACGACGUGCUGUACACCGAACUGGACCGGGUUCCGACGCCUGCUUACCACAACGCCGGUUACGCGUUCGACCAGCACAGCAGCGCCUACUACUCGGACAUGUACGAGCCAAUCGACCCCUAUCACAAUCAUCACCACCAUCAGCGGCAGAAUUCGCUGCCGUCCGACUACGUCUGAUAUUACGCCCGGCACGCGCCGCCCGCGAAUCGCCGCCGCCGUCGCAGCCGACGACGCCGAUCGCACGCCGCCGCACUGCCGGUCUCGGUUCCAACGGUCUCUCGCGUGUACCGUGAAAUAUUAAAAUAGAACUAGUCGCUGUACGCUGCGGCUCGUCUGCCGAAAAUGCUGUUCUGCGGUCCUGCACCACGACGAUGCACUAAUGCACUUGGGCUAUGCGACAUCAUCGUGCCCGCGAUGACAUGCUGAUUUCGUCGCAGAUCGAUCGAUUGCGGCCACCGUUCUAAUAUUAUAAUUUAUAAUAUUAAUCAUCGUGCCAACGACUGACAUCCACUCAUUUCGAUCGAUGACGGUCAGAUGACGCACAGCGACCUAUUACCAAAAACUACCACUAUACAUACAUCGGCCGGCGAAUAUAUAAUAAUAUUAUCACGUUAGCGAAAGUCACAUCAUGUCGGACGUUAAGAUGAUUAUUAUCAUUGUCAUCAUCAUUAUUAUUAUUAUUGUUUAGUGCAAACCUAAAGUUAUUAUUUUUCUUUUUAAUCUUACGUUUAAGUGUAAUUAUAGACUUUUUUUGCAUAAGUGUUUUAAUUAGUUGUUGAUUGUUUAUAUAUACCUACAUAAUACUUCCAGUGAUAAUAAUUAAGUGUAUAUAGUACCUAUAUAUUAUGUAAUUUAUAAUAUUAUUAUUGUUUAAUAACGAACACAGUGUAGCGCCCGCGACUUAAAUUCUAAUAACAUAAUGUGUAUAUAAUGAUACGUUUGCGUUCAACUCUCACCGAAACGACGAUCUUUAAUGUAUAAUAUUACAAUGUAUAAAAUAUAAUAUAUCGUCGUACGCGCAUAAUUAGUCACGAAUGUUAUUUUUUUACUUGCAUAUAUUUAUUAAAAAAUAAUAUGUGUAUAGAUUAUGUACAAAAAUGCAAUAUGGUUAGUCUUUAUUUUAUCUCAGCUAUGUAUACUUGUAUCUUACAGUAUCUCUGUCUUACGCUCUAAUCUUUUCCCCCUCCUCUCACUCUCACACGGUCACUCUCUCUAUCACUCUUUCUCUAUUUUUUUUUCUCUCUCUCAUUCUCUCAUAUUAUCUUGUUUUCACGAUUUUAUAUACUAUUAAAAAUGUUAUUUUAUAAAUCACAUAGUAUUUGUGUAAACUGCAGAAAAAUAUAACAAAAUAUAUUAUAAUA
Molecule: messenger RNA, 2123 nt
Organism: Myzus persicae (green peach aphid)
Lineage: Eukaryota; Metazoa; Arthropoda; Insecta; Hemiptera; Aphididae
Product: POU domain, class 4, transcription factor 2-like
Exons: 4
Coding region: 7-939 (310 amino acids)
Source: RefSeq, a predicted model, not a curated record